Molecule: messenger RNA, 2559 nt
Organism: Coturnix japonica (Japanese quail)
Lineage: Eukaryota; Metazoa; Chordata; Aves; Galliformes; Phasianidae
Source: RefSeq, a predicted model, not a curated record
GGGUCGGAGCGGAUCCGGGCUUGUCCCACGGGUUCUAAUGGGGAGCUGGGAACCUCGGCCCGGUUCGCUCCCGGUCGGACCGGCACAGCCCGACGUGGGGCAGAGCGGUGCGGGGUGCGUGUCCCCGGUAUCUGACCCCCACCCGGGGGUCGUGUCCGCGCUCUGAUGUUGUCCCGGUGUCGCUUCUCUUCCUCCCCUCCGCUCUGGGUUCAUCCCUGCUCCUCUAUGGGGUGGCCGUGGGGUCCUCCAGGUGCCGGCCCCACACCUUCCCAUGGUCGGAGGGCGCUGUGUUGUGCCCCGGGACGUGCUGUCCUUGUGGGGGGGGAAGUUCAACCCCCCCAUCCUACAGGGCCGGGGUUGGGGUUCCCAAAACCACCCGGUUCCCAAAUCGGAGCCUCCCCCGCUUCCCUCCCCCGUGACUUUUGCCGUCCCUCCCCCCCGGUGCCAUCAUCACCCCCUUUGUGGGAGGCACCGGGAUCCCUCGGAACUGAAGGGAAACAGGGAAACUGAGGCACGGCCGCCGGCAUCGCCCCGGGACGGCGCUUCCUGCUCCUCCUCCGGGCAGCGGGUUCAAAGCGGCCCCAUCCCAUGGGAUGGACAAAGCGAGGAGCCCUCGGCGCCCCCUCCCCGCAGGUGACGCUUCCCACCAUGUCCCUUUGGAGCAUCGUAUCCCAGAUGGCGCCGGAGGAAUUCGGAGGAAUCUUCGUGGAGUUCCCCCGAAAUUUGCGCUGCGUCCUGGGCGAGUGGCUGGAGAACCAGCCCUGGGAAUUUAUCCACGGCUCCGACACCUUCUGCUCCAGCGUGGCUCAGGGGCUGCUCGCUGCGAUGCUGGAGAAGCUAAGCGCCGGAGGGGACGGGCAGCAGCGCCACAUCCUGCAGCAGAUCAGCAGCAUUGAGGGCACAUACCGACACGACCCCAUGCGCUUGGUGGCCGUCCUGAGGUCCAUCCUGGAAGGAGAAAAGGCCGCUGUGCUAAGGAGGGACCGUCACCUGCCCCUCAGCUUCCACCGGCGCCAGGAGGAGCUUAAAUUCAACCUGGGGCUGCGGCGGCUGCAGCACCGAGUGCGGGAGGUGCAGGCAAUGAGGGAGUGCAGGGCAGCACCGGGGGACGGCAAUGCAGCCUCGAACACGCGGGACCCACAGCUGAAAUCAGAAGGGAAAGCAGCAGAGAGAGAGCUGCCCACGCUCCUCAUGGAGGCCACCAAAGAGCUGGAAGCUGCCAGGCAGCAGGUGUUAAAGCGCAUCCAGAUCUGGAAGAGGCAGCAGCAGCUGGCAGGGAAUGGAGCUUUGUUCGAGGAGAACCUGGCACCGCUGCAAAAACGCUGUGAAGGUUUGGUGGAGGUUCAUUUCCAGCUGCACCAACAAGUGAUGGCGGCGGGCGCGGAGCUGGGGGCAGAACUGCUGUCCCAACUGCUGGAGAGACUCAAUGAGGUUCUAUCCAGCCUGGUCCGGAGCUCGUUCCUGGUGGAGAAGCAGCCCCCACAAGUGCUGAAGACACAGACCAAGUUCCAGGCGAGCGUUCGCUUCCUGCUGGGCCCGCAGCUGCUGCAGGCGUCCCCCAAACCCUGCAUGGUGCGGGCAGACAUGGUGACCGAGAAGCAGGCACGGGAGCUGGCACACAGCUCGUACAGCAGCACAUUGAGUGAAAGCACCGGGGAGAUCGUGCACAACGUGGUGGCUUUGGAGACCAACCCGGGCAGCGGAACCUGCAGCGCCAACUUCAAGAACGUGGUGAGGGAUGCCUUGAAGAAGAUAAAGCGCUGCGAGAGGAAGGGCUCCGAGUCGGUAACAGAAGAGAAAUGUGCUGUGCUGUUCAGCUGCACCGUGGGGCUGAACCCUGCAGGGACCACCAUGAGGCUGCAGGUCCUGUCCCUCCGCAUCGUGGUUCAUCGUCAUGGCAAUGAGGACAACAACGCCAAAGCCCACAGUGGCUAUUGGGAUAACGCCUUCUCUGAGAUCAGGGUCAUCCCUUCGUUGGUGGCCGAUGAACGUGUCCCCUGGGAGAAGAUGUGUUGUGAGACCUUGAAUCCUGAAGUUCAUGGUCAUGAGGUGCAGACCAGCAAAGGGCUCAUGAAGGAUCAUUACUUCUUCCUGGCACAAAAGAUCUUCAAUGAUGCACAGUGCCUGGUCGAGGAAAACUUCCAGAACCGCAGCGUCUCCUGGGCUCAGUUCAAUAAGGAGAUCUGCCUGGCGCGGGGUUUCACCUUCUGGCAGUGGUUCGAUGGAGUCCUGGACCCUCACCGAAGCCGCUGCUUAAAGAGCCUACUGGUCGGAUGGGUGACAAGCAAUACGUGUGCGCUGCUGAGCACGGAGCCCGACGGGACGUUCCUGCUUCGAUUCAGCGAUUCCGAGAUUGGGGGGGUCACAUCGCUCAACGUCAUCCGUGGGAAGGACGGUGAGCCGGACGGGCCUGCCCCACAACUGGAAGAACAUCCCAGCCCUUCUUCCGCUAAGGAUCUCUCCAUCCUCUUGGGGGAUCGGAUCCGCGACCCUCAAGGUCAACUACGGCACCUCUACCCCAACAUUCCCAAGGAUCAGCGUUUUGGGUGCCAACUAUAA